UUUACUUUAAUAAGAGAGAGGGAGAGAGAGAGAGAAUGGGAGUGUGAGAGGGAAAGAGAAGACAAAUAAAGCUUUCCAUCAAUCAACGGCAAAGCCUGCAAAAAUCAAUUUUUACCUGCCCCCCCUCUCCCCUUCAGUUAAUUGUGGGUGGGUGGUUUCCCUUUUCUUGGAUCUCUGCAAUUAUAUAUAUACAUAAAUAGAGAUAUGGGUAUGUCACUAAAACCCCCAAUCCAAGGUUUUACUGUUUCCACUUUUUGCUUCUUGUUCACUGGUUCUUCGUGAUGGGUAAUGUUAGUGGGAGGAAGGAUGAGGCUGGUCCCUCUGGAAUUACCAGCAGCACUGCUGAUGAAGAGGGUGAAGAGUACAUGGAGUAUGCACAUGGUGGUCCUUUAACAGACUCCAUGGUUCAGUCCCCUCCUCAUAGCCCUAGGCCUUACUGCUCUCCUUUCAUAUUCGCUCCUCAGGUCCCCAUCAAUCCUUUACAGAGACCCAAUGCGAUGAUGCCAAUACAUAGUAACUCAGCGGCCCAAUAUUCAACUCGGAUCGAUUAUUCAGGGACGGGGAUACCCACGAUGAUUACGUGGAGUUUUGGUGGAAAGCAAGUGGCCAUUGAGGGAUCAUGGGAUAAUUGGGGGACGAGAGAUUUCCUACAAAAAUCAGGCAAGGACUUCACAAUUAUGAAAGUGCUCCCAUCAGGUGUUUACCAUUACCGUUUUAUCGUUGACGGACAAUGGAGGUACUCUCCGGAGUUGCCACAGGAGCGUGAUGAAUUGGGGAAUAUCUUUCAUGUUCUUGAUCUACAGGAUUCUGUUCCCGAAGUCCGUAAUGAUGUAUCUGGAUCUGAAUCUCCUUCUUCCCCUAUUUCAAGCUAUGAUAACUCACCGUUCACUUUGGAAGAUUUUAACGAAAAAUUGCCUGAAUUACCUCCACUACUGCAACAAUCACCACUAGAUCACCCAUCAUCCAUCAGUGGCAAUCCUGAGUCUCUGGAGAAGCCAUUAAACGCAUUGUUGAACCAUUUGUACAUUCAGAAAGGCCGUACGGGCCAAUCUUUGGUGGCACUUAGUUCCACUCACCGGUUUCGAACAAAGUACGUUACUGCAGUCCUUUACAAGCCUCUGAAGAAGGUUAAAAAAUGAAUACUUGUACCCGAUACUUGUGGAGUAAAAAUUACAGAUGUGUUAUUAUUAGGAAAUCAGUUAUGACGAUGCCAUUGAUGUGUUAGAAAAGAAGGGCUCAUGUAGGAAAAAGUAGGAUUUUCGCUAUUCAAACCUGUUUAUGGGGAUUCACAUUCAUUUUGGGUAUGAUAAUUUACUCCUUGCUGCAGUGAGAUUUUAUUGUACUGACUUCACUGUGGAACAGAAAUUUGAAUGUGCAAAGUAUUGAUUCAUGCUGAUAA
This is a messenger RNA of Rhododendron vialii, 1399 nucleotides long. Its product is annotated as SNF1-related protein kinase regulatory subunit beta-2-like. The coding region runs from base 282 to 1139 and encodes 285 amino acids. Gene Ontology annotation, molecular function: protein binding. Lineage: Eukaryota; Viridiplantae; Streptophyta; Magnoliopsida; Ericales; Ericaceae. The record is from RefSeq and is a predicted model, not a curated record. The transcript has 5 exons.